AUGAUUUGUCAGUUAUUGAAGAAAGUCGACGCUGUACUGAAGCAACAGCUGAGCAUGCAGCCCUGUUUCCUGCAGCUGAUCCUCCUGGUGGGCGCCCUUGCGGCCAUGGCCUCCGCCAUCCCCCGUCCCGACACUCCUCCCGUCUACCGUGCUCCUCCACCGACCUACAAGCAGCCAGGAAUGCCCUUCGACUUCAGCUACGCCGUCAGGGACCCCUACUCGGGCAACGACUACGCCCAUCAGGAGAUCAGCGACGGCCAAGUCACCUCCGGAUCGUACAGAGUGGCUCUUCCCGACGGCCGAACCGAGAUCGUGGAAUUCACCGCCGAUCACGCCCCCGCUCCCUCCUACCACCCCGCUCCCUCCUACCACUCACCUUCCUACCCACUUCCCCCACCCCACCCACAUCAAUAA
Penaeus monodon (black tiger shrimp) is the source of this 414-nucleotide messenger RNA. RefSeq names its product cuticle protein 18.6-like. The record is from RefSeq and is a predicted model, not a curated record. Gene Ontology annotation, cellular component: extracellular matrix. The coding region runs from base 1 to 414 and encodes 137 amino acids. The transcript has 3 exons. NCBI's taxonomy places the organism in Eukaryota, Metazoa, Arthropoda, Malacostraca, Decapoda, Penaeidae.